AUGUGCUCCCAAGCCCUUGGACAAAUAGAUGAGGAGCAUGCCGCACUGGUUUUCAAAGGCCUGCAAUGGCUGGCAUUUGCUACAAGACCGCUUUACAUCGAGGAACUCUCAGAGUUAAGCCUAGUUACUGGCAACCACGAAAGUCGAAUCAAUCCUGCUCAGCGAUUUUCAGACCCGCGGGAUAUUGUUCAAUUGUUCCCAAGCUCUUUGGUGACGACGACAAACGCAGAGGUUGGCGAGUCUGAUUCGGUCGAUUUUCAAGAGCAGCGGCAGCAAGUACGUCUUGCCAAUUCCUCCGUGAAAGAAUACUUGCUCUCAGAGGAGAUCCAAACGGGAUCAGCAAAACGAUACGCUCUGAGCGAGACCAAAGCACAUGCAUCUAUUGCUGCCGAUUGCCUUGCAUACCUUUUGCAGUUCAGUCAGCCAUAUACGAUGUUAACUGAGGUUGUCCAAUCGUCUGGUCUCUUGCGCUAUGCAACCAAUUACUGGGCUGUUCAUGCGAGACACGCCGGAGCAGACAUAUCCGGAAUUCUUCCUCUGAUCAGGGAAUUCUUCGAGUCCAAUGUGGCAUACACCAAUUGGACGGCUUUCCUCGACGGAUUUAGACCAUUCGAUGAGCCCGAAAAUGCCGAGGGCGAUUCGCUGGCACAAUCUCCCGACCCCAUCUAUUAUGCCGCAUCGUUCGGACUCCUCACGAUAGUUCAAAAUCUACUUCACGACGGUGCCCUGGUUGAUAGCCGAGGACCGGCAGGAACGGCACUGGCCGCAGCAUCUCUGGCGGGAGACAUCGAUAUGGUGCGGUUAUUAGUUGAGCAUGGCGCAGAUAUGGAUUCUGAAGGGCCUUUGGGUCCGCCGAUCAGGCUGGGUGCGCAGAAUGGGCAUUCGCAGGUGGUGGAGUUCCUGAGCAGCGAAAGGCGGAUAAGGAGGACAGGAACGAACUAG
Molecule: messenger RNA, 942 nt
Organism: Aspergillus affinis
Lineage: Eukaryota; Fungi; Ascomycota; Eurotiomycetes; Eurotiales; Aspergillaceae
Product: ankyrin repeat domain-containing protein
Exons: 1
Coding region: 1-942 (313 amino acids)
Molecular function (GO): protein binding
Source: RefSeq, a predicted model, not a curated record